AUGGAUCCAAUGUAUGGCCACCAUGAACAUCAAAAACCUAUCCAAAACAAACCAUUCAACAAUGAAAUGGAUAUGUUCAAAAAACGCGUUUCUACAGCACCAGAUACUUUACCCCAAAAAUUACAUGUUGGGCAGUCCUUGGACAAAAAUAAUCCACUUUCUUCA
Entrophospora candida is the source of this 165-nucleotide messenger RNA. The record is from the annotation of a GenBank genome assembly. Lineage: Eukaryota; Fungi; Glomeromycota; Glomeromycetes; Entrophosporales; Entrophosporaceae.